GGACUGCAUCUAUAAGCCACUUUUAAAGGACGACGGUGAUGGACUGGUAGAUGUUUCGGUCUGACUGCGCUUUAAUUGUGUUGUGGGGUUGCCAAGUGAUGCCGUAUUCAAGGAUCGUAAUCAUAUACUGAAAAAUAGGCUGGAUAAAGACGCUCCCCUGCGUGAAAACAGUUAGUUUGGCAUCAUCUCUGAAAACAUGGCAAUGUCCCUAACCCAAGCCUGCCGGAGUCUUGCCCUGUCUACAUGGCUGCUGUCGUUUUGCUUCGUGCAUUUGCUGUGUCUGGACUUCACAGUGGCAGAGAAGGAGGAAUGGUACACUGCCUUUGUCAACAUCACUUACCUGGAUCCAGUCACAUCUGAAAUAAAGACAGAUAAGAGUGAGUGUGGCAGAUAUGGGGAGCACUCACCUAAAAGAGAUGCCAGGGGCUUUGUCUUUAUGCCAUCUCUUCUGCAGGACAGACAGGUGUGUGACAGUAACACUAAAUUCCCCCUUCCCCAUCCCAGCAUCCCAUGGAUAGCACUGAUAGCCAUAGGAAACUGCACCUACAGGGAGAAGAUCAGACAUGCUGCUGCUCUCAAUGCAUCCGCUGUGGUCAUUUUCAAUGUGGGCUCCAGCAACUCCAAUGAGACCAUUACUAUGCCACAUCACGUCAAUUUUCUUUUACAAUAUCUGGCAACCUUCGCAUCCGACACCGUCAUAACAAGCGCAAAUGCUGCUGGGUGA
Molecule: messenger RNA, 724 nt
Organism: Sinocyclocheilus anshuiensis
Lineage: Eukaryota; Metazoa; Chordata; Actinopteri; Cypriniformes; Cyprinidae
Product: RING finger protein 150-like
Exons: 2
Coding region: 197-724 (175 amino acids)
Source: RefSeq, a predicted model, not a curated record